UAUCCCUACCAAUUGCAAAAAUCUCGUUCUCUGUCUCUGUCUCGAAUUAGAAUCUCCAUUUCGUAUUGCAACAUAUCUCGCCGGAGUUUAACAAUGGAUAAUCCUAUACAAGAGAUUGUGGAGAAGCAGGUUUUGACGGUGGCAAAAGUUAUGGAGGAUAAGCUCGACGAAGAGAUCGCGUCUCUCGAAAAGCUCGACGAGGACGAUCUGGAGGUUCUAAGGGAGAGAAGGCUGCAGCAGAUGAAGAAAAUGGCUGAGAAAAGGAAACGUUGGAUGAGCCAUGGACACGGCGAGUACUCCGAGAUCCAUUCGGAGAAAGACUUCUUCUCCGUCGUCAAAGCCAGCCAACGCGUCGUCUGCCACUUCUACCGCGAGAAUUGGCCUUGUAAAGUGAUGGAUAAGCACAUGAGUAUAUUGGCAAAGGAACACAUUGAGACACGUUUUGUGAAGAUCCAAGCUGAGAAAAGUCCGUUCUUGGCUGAGAGGCUCAAGAUUGUUGUUCUUCCAACACUUGCCCUCAUCAAGAACACUAAAGUUGAUGAUUAUGUGGUUGGUUUCAAUGAGCUGGGAGGGAAAGACGAUUUCAGCACAGAGGAUCUUGAAGAGAGAUUAGGUAGAGCUCAAGUGAUCCAUUACGAGGGAGAGUCAUCUCGUAAACCAAAGCCUACAACACAAACUAAGAGGAGCGUAAGGCAGAGCGCUAUUUCAGAUUCUGACUCCGAAUAGUUAGUCCCAACAUAAGGUUCUCUCCUUGGCUCACUAUCUUCAGCCUUGUUUUGUGUGUGUUGAGCUGACUUGAUUUGUUGUACUCAAAGAUUUGGCUCAUGU
Molecule: messenger RNA, 828 nt
Organism: Eutrema salsugineum
Lineage: Eukaryota; Viridiplantae; Streptophyta; Magnoliopsida; Brassicales; Brassicaceae
Product: thioredoxin domain-containing protein 9 homolog
Exons: 4
Coding region: 94-726 (210 amino acids)
Biological process (GO): microtubule cytoskeleton organization
Cellular component (GO): cytoplasm
Source: RefSeq, a predicted model, not a curated record